Messenger RNA from Chilo suppressalis (striped riceborer), 5525 nucleotides. Lineage: Eukaryota; Metazoa; Arthropoda; Insecta; Lepidoptera; Crambidae. The record is from the annotation of a GenBank genome assembly.
UUUCCAUCCCUGUUUAACUUCAUGCGUAAGAGCAACAUAUUUUUCCACAGUCAAUCCAGCACAUAAAAGGUCAUAAAAAUUACCACACCAUGAACAUCUCAUCGAGUGGCCAUCUUCAUCUACUUUGUGAUUACACCCCGAACAAGUAGUCAUUAUCGUAAUGGUUGGUUUCGAUACUCGUUAUCAAUUUCUAGUGCGUGCCAAAAUUUCCAACUAGUCUAUGGAAUUAAUUAUUAGAGACAAGGCUGUAUGAACCAGGGAUUCUUCACCUUCAGCAAAAAUUAAAUAUUUAUUUGAAGUUGGCUGCACUGCUAGUAUGACAGUGACAAUGACAAUUCUCCGGAAAGCAAUGUCCAAUCAGCUGAUCGAUGCGCUAGGUUAUGUUUUUGCAUUUAACAAAUCAUAUUCUUUGUUUAUAUUGUUGCUUCUUAGUAUUUCUCAUAUUUAAAAUAAACGGCAAGUGAAAAAAUCUUACCCAAUAUGAUAAAGUGUCGAAAUACGAGUGUCAGGUGUUAAAUUGUUGCUGUUUGAGGCUAUUUGCAAGCACUGAACUUGCUCUUGGCAACCACACGCUAUUUCUAUGUGCACUAUUCACUUGAACCAGGUAUAGAAAUCAAAUUAUUUAAGAGAAACACAGAGACACCUUAUCUUAUCAAAUGCCGGAGACUUUAAAUGACAAUGUUAUUAUUUGUCCUGUUAUCGUCUCCAAGAUUUAUUUUUCUUUACUAUGUAGUAGCCUCAGUACGACCAGCCAGUCCGCACAUAGUUUAGACUUAAAGCAUAGUAAAAAGUGAGAGUUAUCUAGGAUAACAUCGUCAAUGUUGUGUCUUUUUCUCUAAAAUAUAUGCGCAUUAAACCGACGAGCAGCGUCGUGGUACAGACAAUUGUUACCUCCCACUUUUUUUAACUACGCUCUAAACUGUGUACGCACUAGCUGGUCAAACUGAGGGUAUUACAUAGUAGAGAAAAAAUAAACCUCAUCGGCGCGAUUAGAGGACAAUUCAGAUCGAACUUCACUUACAAAAUCGGGAGCAGUGGCGUGCAUUAGGGAAGACCUAUGUCCAGCAGUGUACGAGCAUGGGUUGAUGAUGAUGAUGAUGACCUGAAAUCAAGAGUAAGUGUCGAACGAGUAAGUGCGAAUACAUCUUGUUGAUCUUGUAACGUAACCAAAAUGACCCAAUUACGUAGUACAUUUUCAUUACUUGACUAAUUUAUACAGCAAAGUACAUUUUAUAAACAUUUCAUGUCCAUACGAAUCUAUGAGAAAAUAUACUCGGUCAUUCUGUCAAUGAUAACCCAAAGAAAACCGUCAAGGUUAUAGUAUGGAUAUGACAACACAAAAAACUAGUUGUUGAGCAUGAAUUAAUAAAUUUCAAGUUCAAAUCGGUAGUGCCCGGUUUUAUUUUUACUUGUCAAAUGGGUAAUUUAAUACUUACUGAAUUCGUUGAUUAAAAAUAAAUAAAUUUGUUAACAAAUAGUACUUAGUAGAUUAAAACCUUUAUCAACCUUCCUAAGCCCAAUUUUAGUAGAUACGAUGAUGUCAUCGCUCGCAUUGUAACGUAUGAGAACAAAUUGCGACGAGGCACGCUAAUGUUUGUUGCCUUACAAAAUACCGCUAUCUACAUAGUGUGAUUGUCGUGUAUUUUGUUGUAACAAAAAUGGUAUUAUUUACAAUCAUAUUUAUUAAUGUUGCUAUUUAUGCAUUACUUGUAAUUUAUAGUAAGCUCACGUGUGGUAUAAAUAAGUGCAGUAAACAUUUAGUGGGAAAGAUUGUGUUAGUGACAGGUGGAAAUGCCGGCAUCGGUUACGAAACAGCAAAAGAUUUAGCAGAUAGAGGAGCCAAAAUCAUAUUAGGAUGUAGAAGUGUUGUGCGAGGCACUGCAGCCAGAGACAAAAUAAUCGCUGAAACAGGAAACAGCAAUGUUCACGUUAAACAAUUAGACUUGGCCUCCUUUAAGUCAAUCCGUGCGUGUGCUGAUGACAUAAUAAAGAAUGAAAAACAGUUACACAUACUGAUCAAUAACGCCGGUAUGGUUGGUACGAGUUACAUGAAAACUGAAGAUGGGUUACUUCUUGAUAUGCAGGCGAACCAUUUUGGACCCUUCUUGCUAACGUCACUAUUGCUACCUCUACUGAAAUCGAGUGCACCCAGCCGCAUCAUCAAUCUAUCAUCGGAUGCUCACACAAGAGGCAAAGUAAACCUGGACGAUCUGAAUAUGGAGAAAGAGAAAUACAGCUCACUACAGUCAUAUUGUAACACUAAGCUGUGCAAUGUGCUGAUGACAUCAGAACUAGCGAAGAGAUUGGCGGGAACAGGAGUCACCACUUACAGUGUUCACCCGGGAGGGGUGUUGACGGAUAUUUUGAGAGAUCACUGGUGGGCUCCUUUGUUUAAAGUUGUGGUUGCGCCAAUGUUCAAGUCGCCGUGGGCAGGUGCUCAAACAACUAACUACUUGGCUGUGUCACCUGAGGUCGACAGUCUCAGUGGCAAAUACUUCGCAGAUUGCCGGGAGAAGACAGCCUCGCUUCUAGGCAGAGACGAGAAACUAGCGGAAGGACUAUGGCAUGUCUCUGAAAAGAUCACAAAACUAAAGUAAAAUAAUUACUAUUGUAUUUUGUGUAAAUGUGUUAAGAACCGUAUAUUGUUUGUUAGAAAAAAUAAUCAAUUAUAAUUUACUGUUAAACUUAGUUUAAUUUUAAGACCUAUCGAUAGUGAUAUGUUAUCUAAAUCAAAGUGCGAUAAAAGAUAGUAGUAGAUAAAUGAGUAGACAAUUCAGUAAAAUAUUUUUGUCGUCUAAUGUACAAUAGAGGCCUUAAAUUAUUUACAUAAGUACGAAAAUAAGUUCUAAUUCUCCUUCAGGCAGCAGGCUCACGUGACAAUUUUGACCUUAUGCGAGAUUAUUCGGUUCACUAGUUCAAGAUACUGCAAUAAACCCAUGAAGAACCAAUGCAGUCUUUCCACCCUAUUGUUUCUUUAUUAUGUUAUGCACUUAGUUCUACAUAUUAAAGAUUACAGGGAAAAAUAAUGGUGACUCAAAUAACCAUGACCCAACUUUAGCUCUUAUAACAAGAAACCAAAAUAAACGUCAUCAUUAUCAGCUUAUUAAUGUCCCUACUGCUGGGACAGGCCUUUCUUAUAGAUGGAAAAGGAAGGGAGUUUAGGCUGUAACCCAUCACGCGGGCCGAGUGCUAAUUGGUGGAUGCUAACGCCUGCAGAUGCAGCUGGGACCAACUGCUUAACGUGCCUUCCAAAGCACAUAGGAGCUCGAGAUAAUAAGCUUAUGGUCACCCAUCCAUUGACCAACCAUUACGAAAGUUACUUAACUUCCACCUACCUACGACGAUCGAGAUAUUUUGAGAGAAAUAUUCAAUUAAAUAUCGAGAUCAUUAAAUAUUCAAUUAAAUACGCAGCAUUACACUAAUAAGAUUAUUUUCUAACAUUUCAUAAAGGUUUCUAUGCUCAAUAUCUAUGUAAGUAUGUACGUACAUACUCAUUGAAAUUAUUCAAAAAACUAUGACAAACAUAAGAGCUACACGAGGCUUAUAAUAUUUCUCGGCUGAACUAUAUUUUAUGUUCAGCCAAGUGUUAAGGAUAAAAUAUAAAGAAAGGUAUUCACGUCGCUUUAGCGAGUUCCCUCUAUCUGGCAGAAUCUUAUUGCUCCAAAAUUAAUUUGGCAUAACACACUUCGCUGAAUCCUAUUUAAAAUAUCAUUGUUAAGGUGUGAGCUUAGCGUGUUCUAGAUACAAAGUACACGCUGACGCUGAAAAAGGCAUAUUUUAUAAUUUUUUUUUUGCCGAAUGUUUAUAGGUCCGAAUUAAAAAUUGCAUGCUUUUAAGAUGGCAGUAUAUUAUUAGGGAUAAUUUUGUGUUGCAUAAUCGAUGUUCAUAGUCAGGUUAAAUUAGUGUGGUGACGAAACACGUGCGAAGCAGGCGUGCCAAGCGCUAGCCACCUUAGCUAUACUAAUAUUUUAAAGAGGAACGAUUUGAUUGUUUCUUUGGUUUGUAUGUUUGUAUUGAAUAGGCUCCGAAACUACUGGACCGAUUAGGAAAACGUCGAUAUAGUAACCCAACGUGUGACAAAAAUAACAAAAAAAUACCUUACAUCGCGUACGCUGCGGAAGUCAUUGACAAUAGAGCAAAGUGAUGUACUAAAGUUUCAUAGAGGACAUCAAUAUCCUUAAAAAUGCACGCGAUACUAUAUGUGUAACUAUAACAGCUUUGUCACAACUAGAGGACUGUCCCCUGCGCGAUUUCACCCGCGUUAAUUUGAGGAAAAAGGAUAAAGUGUGACAUACUUACAAGAUGGACAUAUGCUGCCGUGGACUUUUUUUUAGAACUUUAAAAGAAAGAAUUCUGUUACACAUUAUUUUUGUAUAACAUUAACCGCUUAUCCAGCGCACGCAACGGAAGCUCACAAAUGGAAUAUUUUUUCCCAUUUUUGCAACAUACGUACUGAUCGUAGCGCGAUAUUAUAUAGUGAAAGUCAAAAGAAGAAAAACUAUAGUCUACACUACAGCUUUACACCGAAGCGAAGCGAGGGCGGGCCACUAAUAUAUUAUAUAAAUAAAACAAGAAAAACUUAAAUAUUUGUACGCCAAUUCUGCGAUAUGAUUAUUGUGGAUAUUAAUUAUAAGCCUAAAGAUGAUUCUGGCUUACAAAAAUUUACGUUUGAAUGUCUUUUAUAUGAGUGAAUUUCAAAUGAUUUUCUGCGAAAUGUAGUUGAUGCCAUCCGCUGUUAUGCAUAAUAAUAUUAUGACAAUAAAAGUUCUGGGAUACAAGGUAGACCUCGCUUUUAGGAAACAGUACCUAUUCACGCUCCCAAUAUCUGCUCAAGUAUAAAUACAAAAUAUGAAAGGAAAACAAAAAUGAAUAAAUACACUUUAUACAUACAUACAUUGUAUAUCAUUACGAUAUUUAUAGAUCAAGGAGCCAAUGAUUCGAACACACGGUUUUUUUUUUAGUAAUCAAUAACACUGCCGGCAUCGUUCCACAUCUCUCCGUCUAUACUAGGGCAUAAGGUUCCAUCGGCAUUAUUAGUCAGCAUAGAUAAACGACUAGGAUCUUCUUCGCUUAUAGCUCCUCUUAAAGCUGUCACCAUACGUUUACACUCUUCAGUUUUCUUCAAAAGCUUCUCGGAUCUUUCCUGCGUGCUUACUAAUCUCCGCUGAUCCGUCUGCACAUGACGUAUCUUCUUCCUUACCAAAUUUAUAUAGUAGUCGAUUUGCUUCUGUAGACCGUCUAGAGAGCAGAAGAAUCUAAAAUCAGCUAAUAUCAUGAGCACAAAAGAACCAUACAGUACAAGUAAUCCGACGCCGAAAUAAUAUAACUUUGGGUCAAUACUGGAUAGAAAAGGACAAUCCUUGCUCCAGGUGAGACAAUCCCAAAAAUACGAUUUGGAUUGUACAGUUUCUUCCAUUCGAUUCAUUUUAAUAGGCUUAUUUUACUGGUAAAUUUUGUAUUGCUCUUCGAGCUUUUACAUGGUCUUUGACAUAUUCUUGUUAUUGACAGUAUUUUUUUUAAUCGGC